Molecule: messenger RNA, 5747 nt
Organism: Coregonus sp. 'balchen'
Lineage: Eukaryota; Metazoa; Chordata; Actinopteri; Salmoniformes; Salmonidae
Source: the annotation of a GenBank genome assembly
AUGGCAUUCCCAGAGAGGUAUGCCGGGUUCCCUUUUGAAGAACCUCAACACAUUCAAAUGGUCAACACUGGACGGAAUGGAUGUCUGUUUGCCAUCUCUUUCAACCAUGGACAUGUCUAUGCAGUAUGGAAAGGUACUUUUCAGGUAUUGGAAUGCUAUUUUGUGUGAUCAUCAUGCACAUUGCUUACUGUGUAAAACUGUAUAAUUCUCAUGGCCCUGCUCUGUCUCCCUCAGGUAGCAUCAUGCUGGUCAGGUGUGAGCUCCAUCAAUGUGGAUUACUUUGUGGGCUGUGGAACAGAUCAGAUGCUGCUGGUCUUUGGAAGCCAGAGCCCUCCUGUGGGUCCAGUUGAUCAAUACCUCAUCACAGAUCUCUGCGGGACAACCUAUUCUGUGAGACGCUGUACUAUUUUGUUCUUCUUUACCAGUCUUAUAACACCCCACUUAUAAUCCAGUUCUGAUGUGUGAAGAUUGUUGUAUGUUUCAGCAUGGACAGGAGAGCAGUGAAGGACGGAACACAUCUGAUACAGCUCAGGAGAACUACCUCUUAACUAUUGAAGCUCUACAGGCCAGACUACCGGUAUAUUGUUACAUUAAAGAGAACAACAUCACAGCUGUUAUUCUAUAGUUGUGUAUUUGGGUACUAAUGAGAACAACGUGUAAAUGAUUAAACAGUUGUCAUGUUUGGAGUCUAUUGUCCAGAUGCAACGAUAUUCCAGUUUAUCAAACAUGUUGUUGUUGAUAUUUCCCCCUCUGUUGUGUAUCUAUAGAUUGGCUUGACCUCGCACCAGGAUCUUCAGAGAUGUGAAGGAGAGGGUUCUACGCCAGUCAGUCCAAGCCCUCACAGAUGUGGUCUCAGGAAGAGAACACGUUCUUACCCAGACAGAGCAGGUGAUUGUCAAUGGCCUAGUCACGCUUAUCUUUCUUACAUUAUCAUGAUCUUUCAUACCAUUCAAUAUAUGCCAUUUAGAUGUAAGUAACUGUUAUCAUAUUGGUGUUGAUGGUAGUCUCUGAUCCUCUCUAACAGGAAGGACUUGUGUCUCUAUGGGAUGAGGACGACAAGUCAGAGGACGAGGCCACGGAUUAGAAGAUGCAGGUUAUACAAUCAAUCAAUCAAAUGUAUUUAUAAAGCCCUUUUUACAUCAGCAUAUGUCGCAAAGUGCUUAUACAGAAACCCAGCCAAAACCCCAAACAGCAAGCAAUGCAGAUGUAGAUGCACGGUGGCUAGGAAAAACUCCCUAGAAAGGCAGGAACAUAGGAAGAAACCUAGAGAGGAACCAGGAUCUGAGGGGUGGCCAGUCCACUUCUGGCUGUGCCGGGUGGAGAUUAUAAGAGUACAUGGCCAUUAAGGCCUGAUCGUGCUUUAAGAUAUUCAAACCAGUGUUGCCACCACCUCUAGUGGACAAGCUUUGCCACCGCGUCAUUGAAGACCGCUUGAUUGUGGAUGUGAAACUAACCACAGAGAGAACCAUGUAAAAAUACUUAUCUCUAUUAUAUCAUGGAUAUUUUCACUUUCAGGUGAGCUUGUUUGUGAGCCCUAUGAACAUUGCAUCCCAAAUGUCUUAUUUUCCUCAGUUACGCGUCAUUGAACAUCACGUGUUAAUAUUGAAUUGUGACGCUUCAAAUCUUCAUUAUAUCUUGUUAAUGUUAUGGAGCUGAGGGCAUGUCUAUGGUAAUGAUAGCGGCAGUGUUAAUAUAAUGAUUGUAUGUGUUAAUGGGGUUCAGUCAACCAUGGUUCCUGCCUGGUGAGUGCCACUUACCAGCUGUUAGAUCCCACAGCUGGUGUCUGACCAGAUUUCUUUAUCUACCAACGAAAGCAAUUCCCCAAAUCAAAAGCCAGAAAAAAUUACCAGAAUAUUAAUCUUAAAAACCACUCACUUAAAUCACACCUGAAGGAGAAUGUUUCCCCUCUGGACAUUUGUCUCAAUAUCACAACUUUGAUCAUUGCAUUGAUGAGGAUAUAUAGCAAACAAACCUAACAUCAAACGCUGUUUAUCCCUGUGAAGUGCACUCAAAGCAAGACGUCAAUAAUGUCUCACCUUCCACAGCAUAGAAGAGCUACUGUUAAGCGGCAGUCUCUCUCAGGCGAUAACUCCAGACUUUCUGAGAAAUUACUCCACAGCAGCCACAUGCCUGUCUGGUCACCAUGGCAACACACUCUCCAAUAGCUCUCGGAGCUGAUUCUGUGGAAGCGCAGACCAAUCAAGAGUCCAAGUUGCUCCACCUGGUUUAACUUGGGCACAUGUCUUGAGAGUAUCAUCUUUAUGAUGGAAUUGCUUGGGGGCCCUCAGUGCUGCUGCAGGUUAACAGCACACUGGUACAGCUCAAGUAGCACAUAGGCUCUCCAGACUCAUCUGUUUGUUCUUUAAUUUACUCAUUUAUCCCUUAAGUUGACUGAGAACACAUUCUCAUUUACAGCAACGACCUGGGGAAUAGUUACAGGGGAUGAAUGAGCCAAUUGAAAGCUGGGGAUGAUUAGGUGGCCAUGAUGGUAUGAGGGCCAGAUUGGGAAUUUAGCCAGGACACCGGGGUUAGCACCCCUACUCUUACGAUAAGUGCCAUGGGAUCUUUAGUGACCACAGUGUCAGGACACCCGUUUAACAUCCCAUCCGAAAGACGGCACCCUACACAGGGCAAUGUCCCCAAUCACUACCCUGGGUGUCACGAUCGUCAGGGAGAGAAGUAGACCAAUGCGCAGCGUGAUGAACGAACAUGUUACUUUAUUUAAUAAAGCACGAAACAAAACAACAAACGACUCGUGACGUCCUUGGUAACAAUGACCAACACGGAACAAAAACCCACAAACACAAAGUGAAAAACAGACAGUUAAAUAUGGCUCCCAAUCAGAGACAACCAGCCAACAGCUGACACUCGUUGCCUCUGAUUGGGAGUCACUAAGGCAAACAUAGAAAACAACAAACCAGAACCCCCAACAUAGAAACACACCACAUAGAACAAACACACCCUGGCUCAACAACUAGAGUCCCAUAGCCAGGGUGUGACAGUACCCCCCCCCUAAAGGCGCGGACUGCGACCGCGCCUCAAAAAGAGCAAAACAGGGGAGGGCUGGGUGGGCAUACCUCCUCGGCGGCGGUUCUGGCUCCGGGCUUGACCCCCACUCCUUCUCUAACCCCCCAAAGUACCCCUGGUCCGGUCUGGCCCUGCUGACCAGAGCUGAACUGAACACUGGUGGAGCGGAUUGCUCUAGCUCCGGCGUGACGCAGCACCUGACCGGUGCCGGACCCGCCACCGGUGGAACAGGCACGGGCCGUGCCGGACUGACGACGCACACCACUGGCUUGGUGUGGGGAGCAGGAGCGGGCCGAGCCGGGCUGACGAAGCGCACCACUGACUUGGUGCGGGGAGCAGGAACGGGCCGUGCCGGGCUGACGACGCGCACCACUGACUUGGUGCGGAGAGCAGGAAUGGGCCGGACUGGGCUGGCGACGCGCACCACAGACUUGGUGCGGAGAGCAGGAACGGGCCGGACAGGGCUGACGAAACGCACCACAGACUUGGUGCGGGGAGCAGGAAUGGGCCGGACUGGGCUGGCGACGCGCACCACAGACUUGGUGCGGGGAGCAGGAAUGGGCCGGGCCGAGCUGGCGAUGCGCACCGUAGACUUGGUGCGAGUGGCAGGAACAGGCCGGACCGUACUGGGAACACACACCACUGGCCCAACGUGGGGAUCAGGAACAGGCCGGACCGGACUGGCAACACACGCCAGUACCUCUCGCCGUGCCUCUACAACCUCCUUCCCCCUGGUGACCAGUGACUCCCGUAACCUGGCGUCCUCCUGCUGCCCCGUCGUCCACGGCGUUAGCCCCCCCCUAAAAAAUUUCUGGGCGUCUCCCCUACCCGUGGACCAGGUCUCCAUGUCCCUCGCCAGCCUUUCGCCCUUCUGCCACAAGGUCAAGCCCUUCUCUUCCUCACUCGGCUUGACCCAGUCGAGGAGGCGAAGGAGAUCUGUUAGGGAUCUCCCUGGCGAUGGCUCCUGGACACGCUGCUUGGUCACAUCUUGGUGGGUUUUUCUGUCACGAUCGUCAGGGAGAGAAGUAGACCAAUGCGCAGCGUGAUGAACGAACAUGUUACUUUAUUUAAUAAAGCACGAAACAAAACAACAAACGACUCGUGACGUCCUUGGUAACAAUGACCAACACGGAACAAAAACCCACAAACACAAAGUGAAAAACAGACAGUUAAAUAUGGCUCCCAAUCAGAGACAACCAGCCAACAGCUGACACUUGUUGCCUCUGAUUGGGAGUCACUAAGGCAAACAUAGAAAACAACAAACCAGAACCCCCAACAUAGAAACACACCACAUAGAACAAACACACCCUGGCUCAACAACUAGAGUCCCAUAGCCAGGGUGUGACACUGGGGCAUUGGGAUAUAUAUAUUUUUAGACCAAAGGAAAGAGUGCCUCCUACUGGCCCUCCCACUCCACUUCCAGCAGCAUCUGGUCUCCCAUCCAGGGACUGAACAGGACCAACCCUGCUUAGUUUCAGAGGCAAGCCAGCAGUCGGAUGCAGGGUGGUAUGCUGCUGGCACUCACUAGCUCACUCACUUCAUGAAUGCUAAAUGUAAUUGAUUCCCUGUGCAGCAGCCUACCGUGUCCAAGUGAUUGUUCCUGACGUGUUAUAUAUUUUUGUUCCAGCUCAGCGGAGAGUGUGACUUUAUCCAUCCUGACAUAGGCAGGCCAGUGCCAGGCGCCCACGGUCAUCCAGACCCACAGCCAAGCGUCCUGGUUCCCCACACCCAGCCCCCCCCCACACCAAGACCCCAUCUCCCUGCUCUCACCCAGAGCCUGCGGCCAAGAGGAGCAGGCGAGACGGUGCCAGUGGAGCCUGUGACACAGACAGACACAGACUGGCAGUGACCGCUGUGACUGACCUGACCCCUCUGCUGACCUCUGGCAGUGUCAAAUGCGCUGUCAUGCUCCAUUACGUCCACCGACAGGGAUCUUCUGGCUCCCCGACCGCCCCACUUGAAGUCACCCAGUACGAAGAUCGUCUCUGCUCCUUGGCGAGGGGGAGACUGAGAAGGAGAGGAGGAAGAGUAGCGGAAUGAGAAACAUCGAGCCCCCUGAUCCAGGCUCUGCAUAGGGACUCAAGAGGUGCAGGGAGGAGUGGCAGAGGAACAGCGAGAGGUGCAGGGAGGAGUGGCAGAGGAACAGGGAGAGGAGCAGGGAGGAGUGGCAGAGGAACAGGGAGAGGAGCAGGGAGGAGUGGCAGAGGUACAGGGAGAGGAACAGGGAGGAGUGGCAGAGGAAUAGGGAGGAGUGGCAGAGGAACAGGGAGGAGUGGCAGAGGAACAGGGAGAGGAGCAGGGAGGAGUGGCAGAGGAACAGGGAGGAGUGGCAGAGGAACAGGGAGAGGUGCAGGGAGGAGUGGCAGAGGAACAGGGAGAGGUGCAAGGAGGAGUGGCAGAGGAACAGGGAGAGGAGCAGGGAGGAGUGGCAGAGGAACUGGGAGAGGUACAGGGAGGAGUGGCAGAGAAACAGGGAGAGGUGCAGGGAGGAGUGGCAGAGGAACAGGGAGAGGUGCAGGGAGGAGUGGCAGAGGAACAGGGAGAGGUGCAGGGAGGAGUGGCAGAGGAACAGGGAGAGGUGCAGGGAGGAGUGGCAGAUGAACAGGGAGAGGUGCAGGGAGGAGUGGCAGAGGAACAGGGAGAGGAGGAGGAGGAGGAGGAGGUUGAGCCCCCUGGUGGGUGUGGAACGCUAUCGCAGGCUGACCCAGAGCCUGGCCCAG